GUCAAAUAUGGUUUUAAUUUUAAGCAGGAGUUUUGGUGUUAAACUCUUGAAAUAUAAGACGAAUUUCACGCAAACUCGUCUUAACUCGACCGGAAAAUUAUGGUUCGGGAGUAAAAAAGUGUUUUACAGAACCUUAGGUUUAUUAGCCACAGGUACGGGCAUCGUUAUUUAUACUUUAGACCAAGCAGUGAAGGCAGGAGAAAUGGAACUUCAUCCUCCCAGAUUUCCUUGGGCCUACAAAGGCAUAAUUACAGCACUAGACCAUGCGAGUUUACGACGUGGUUACGAAGUCUACCGGCAAGUUUGCGCCUCCUGCCAUUCGCUUAAACACGUAACCUUUCGAGAACUGGUUGGAGUUACGCACACUGAAGCAGAGGCGAAAGCCGAAGCUGAGCAGCAAAUGGUCGAAGACGGGCCCAAUGAAGAAGGCAAUAUGUUCCAGCGUCCUGGGAAAUUAUCCGAUAAAUUUCCGCCUCCAUAUCCCAACGAAGAAGCUGCUCGUUUCGCCAACGGUGGAUCCUACCCACUCGACUUAACUUACAUAAUAUUAGCCAGAGAAGGUGGCGAUAAUUACAUUUUCUCGCUAUUGACUGGCUACUGUGAACCACCUGCAGGUGUAACAUUAAAAGAAGGAUUGUACUAUAAUCCUUAUUUUCUUGGAGGUUCUAUAGCUAUGGCCCCACCGCUAUUUUCAGAAUCUGCUACAUAUUCUGAUGGUACUCAAGCUCAUGCCAGUCAACUGGCCAAGGAUGUCGUUACUUUUCUCAAAUGGGCUGGAGAGCCGGAAUUUGACGAUAGGAAAGUGAUGAUGGUCAAAUGCUUAGGUUGGUUUAUAGUCGGUUCAGUAAUAUCGUGGUAUUGGUACAAAAUGAGGUUUAUGUCUAACAAAACGCGUAAAUUUGUUUAUACGGGGAAAUCAAGCACCAAGAAGCCAGAGUGUUCUGAUAAGUGCGAGUAAGCAAAUCAA
Molecule: messenger RNA, 967 nt
Organism: Phyllotreta striolata
Lineage: Eukaryota; Metazoa; Arthropoda; Insecta; Coleoptera; Chrysomelidae
Source: the annotation of a GenBank genome assembly